AAAUCUACCUCAGCAGAACAAAAAUCCACCGCAUCGGACCAAAAAACUAACUCAUCAGAACAGAAAACUACCUCUUUUGCUUCAAAAACUUUCUCCAAAAUCAAUAACGGAAAAAAUAGUUACAACUUGACAAAUAAAACAUGGCCAACACCUGCAAAUUAUAAAGGUCACUUCACAAAUGGCAAAGUUUUGUGUGAAUAUCUUGCUGAGCUGCUAAAUAUCAAAUUAACAAAUUACGCUUUUGGCGGCGCUACCUCAAAACAACAAAUUGAAAAGUUUGUUAAUGAUAAUGCUAGAUCCACAAUGAGACAAAAAGAUUUUAGUAAAACUUUGUUUUCUGUGUGGGCCUCAGGAAACGAUUAUUUUUUCUGCCCCGAUAUGUCUGCAGACCCACUUGAAGUAGUCAAAUCUUUAAUGGACGCGAUCCGAUUUCUU
Messenger RNA from Racocetra persica, 435 nucleotides. Lineage: Eukaryota; Fungi; Glomeromycota; Glomeromycetes; Diversisporales; Gigasporaceae. The record is from the annotation of a GenBank genome assembly.